Messenger RNA from Anoplophora glabripennis (Asian longhorned beetle), 1155 nucleotides. RefSeq names its product D-aspartate oxidase (gene Daao2). Gene Ontology annotation, molecular function: FAD binding; D-amino-acid oxidase activity. Bases 23 to 1051 code for a protein of 342 amino acids. The transcript has 4 exons. NCBI's taxonomy places the organism in Eukaryota, Metazoa, Arthropoda, Insecta, Coleoptera, Cerambycidae. The record is from RefSeq and is a predicted model, not a curated record.
UUAAAAUAUGUCUUAAAGUAACAUGUAUGAAAUAGCAGUGAUCGGCUGCGGGGUUAUAGGUUUAACAAGUGCCUUAUCCAUACAGGAGAGAUUAAAAAAUGUGAAAGUGACGAUUUUUACUAGGGAUAAAAGUCCUAAUACCACUGGUGACAUAGCUGCUGGGUAUUGGGAACCGUACAUGGUAGGUGACACACCACCAGCGCAAAUAACCAGGUGGGGUAAAGCUACUUACGAUUACAUUUUAAAGUUAUGGAAAGAAGGCAAAGCUAAAGAAGCUGGUAUAUCGCUUAUAAUCAGUCGCAUUAUUUCUGACAGAAAAGACGUCGAAAAUCCUUUUUGGAAGGAUGUGGUCUUGGGAUAUUCAAAUCUAUCCAGAGAAUACUUAGAUAAGUUUGGUAAGGUGGGAAAUAGGAAAUUUAUUAGUGGAUUUGAGUUCCUCAGUUUCACCUGGGAGGCUUCGAUUUUCCUGCCGUUUUUGGAACAGAAAUUUCUCAUGAAUGGUGGUGUAAUAGUAAGGAAGGAAAUAAGGGAUUUCAAAGAGCUAGAAGAUUUUGAUGUAAUCGUGAAUUGUACUGGGUUGGAUGCCAAGGAUCUUACAGGUGACACUAAAUUGUGUCCACUUAGAGGCCAAAUAGCCAGAGUGUCAGCUUCGUGGAUGUUCUAUUUAUUUUUAAUAGACAGUGAACAUGACAGGAGCUGCUACGUUAUACCGAACAUACAUUGCGUUAUUUUGGGAGGAACGAGUCAACCUGCCUAUAAUCUGGAAGUUGAUGAAGUGGAUAAAAAGAACAUAUUCAGGAACUGUUCGGAGCUAGUUCCAGCGUUGGCGACGGCCGAAGUAAUUAAGCAUCAGGUUGGCUUGCGGCCAGGCCGAGAGCGGGUGCGAUUGGAAAUAGAAAUUAAGCCAGGGGGAAAGAAUGGCCUCCUCCGAAUAGUGCACAAUUAUGGGCAUGGGGGCGCAGGGAUAACCCUGUCUAUCGGAUGUGCCGAGGACUGCGCGAAAUUGGUAGAGCGGGCCCUCAAUCAGACUAAUCUCAGGAACAAGCUGUAGGGGUGGGCGCAAGGAGGUGUUGCAAUGAGAAGAAUUGCUCCAACAUUUGUUUCCUUUUGUUCGGUGUUCGUUCGAAAGGGAAUAAUAAAAAAUAGUUACAUUCA